This is a messenger RNA of Megalopta genalis, 1600 nucleotides long. Its product is annotated as pre-mRNA-splicing factor 38B. The record is from RefSeq and is a predicted model, not a curated record. Lineage: Eukaryota; Metazoa; Arthropoda; Insecta; Hymenoptera; Halictidae.
UUUCACUUCCCGCUGACGUCAUUUUCCAUAUACUUACAUAAAGAGAAGCGUUAUUUGAGCGUUAUUCUCCAUAACUUCCACCUAUUUAUAUCACACACACAAGUGCAUAAAUAUUUUGUGUUGAUUUCUUUUAAAUUACAAGUUUUAAGUUGACUGUCGUAUCUUUUGUAUGUAGCGUCCGAUCUGUUAAACUUCGUCGCGAAGCUCGCGAGUUAGGACGUAAACAUGCAAAUGCAAGAAACAGAAGGAGCGGAUGGAUCACCAUGGAAUAAUUCCAGCGGUUGUGACGAGGAACGUCGACCAACUCAAAAGGAGGGUAAAAAAUCAAACAUAUUACCGCUAUGGGGUAAUGAAAGGACUAUGAAUUUAAAUCCACUAAUUCUGACGAAUAUACAAUCGUCGCAUUAUUUCAAAGUGAAUUUGUACGAACUGAAAACAUACCAUGAGGUGAUCGAUGAAAUUUAUUACAAAGUGUCGCAUUUGGAACCAUGGGAGAAAGGAAGCAGAAAAACGGCGGGUCAAACAGGCAUGUGUGGAGGCGUUCGUGGUGUUGGUGCUGGUGGAAUUGUUUCGACGGCUUAUUGUCUCCUAUAUAAACUAUUCACCUUGAGGUUAACACGGAAACAAUUGAAUGGUCUUAUCAAUCAUCCUGAUUCACCGUAUAUAAGAGCACUAGGAUUUAUGUAUAUCAGAUAUACCCAACCACCAGCUGAUUUAUUUAGUUGGUAUAGCGACUAUUUAGAAGACGAAGAAGAAUUAGACGUUAAAGCUGGAGGUGGUCAAGUAAUGAAAAUGGGUGAUAUUCUCAAACAAUUUCUAACUAAAUUAGAAUGGUUUUCAACGCUAUUCCCAAGGAUACCAGUGCCUAUACAAAAAGAACUUGAACAUCGAUUAGCAGAAAGGUUUCCGCAACAAUCUAUGAAUGCUAGAAACGCAAAGCCACCUAUCACAUUAAAUAGUCAUGGAAAAUAUAGUAAUACCAGUAAUAGAAAAGAUAAUGGUAACAUUAUGCCACGAAAUCAACCUAGACAUAUCCCCGACAGUGAAGCUCAGUGGGGCGAGGCAGAGAGAACAAGCCACUGGCGAGCCAGAUCUGACGAGGAUCGUAAGGAUAAGUACAGGGAACGCGAACGCGAACGAGAACGUACUAGAGAACGAGAAAGGGAUCGAACUCGAGAGAGAGACAGGGAAAGGGACAGACACUUCAGACGAUCGUCUAGCCGCGACAGAAGUCGAAGACAGAGGGAAUAUAGGAGUCGUAGCAAGGACAGAUCACACAGAGAUCGGAGUAGAGACCGUUACCGUGACAAAGAUCGUCAUCGGGAUAGGAGAGGCUCGCCGUACGACUAUGCCGCAGAGCUUGCUCGGGAAAGAGAGAGGCAACGAAGAGAAUGAAAAUGUAUGUUAACGUGUAUAUAUCGAUAUAAAUGUUUGUACGAGUGUAACUAUGGAGAUGAAAACGAUUUAGAGCCGAGCCAUCUGAACACCAUCGUUUUAAAAGAAAACUUACUCCGUUUGGAGUAGUAGCCUAAAUUUAAUUCGAUUAUAUUCACCUUGUAGUUUACAUGUUUUUAUAAAAUAAAUUCAUGAUUAUAAUUAU